AUGUUGGGUGCUAAUUUCUUUUGUGUGCUUUUUGCGAUUGUUGGAGCUAGGAGACUUCCAGGUCUCAUUUGGUCAAAACACAACCUUGAGUAAGUUGAUUGAAGGUUUUUCCAAAAGGUUUUGGAUCAAGAAGAAUUUUAUUUUAUUUUCAGUGGGCUAGUAGUAAUACUCGGGGAAAAAGAAGCAAGUCUUCCUACAAAAAUCUAUUUUUAGCCAGCUUUCGACCAUUGUUAGCAAGCUUGCUAAAAAAAUUUUCAUAAUGGAAUAAAAUGUAGCAAGUUUGCGAAAAAUGGUCGCAAGCUGGCUAAAAAUCAGUAUUUCUUGCGACCACUUCCUAUUUAUUUCCCAAGUAUAUAUGUAUAACAAAAAAAGAAAAAUGAAUUAGAUCAAAAGAUGCAGAAGAGCCGUUUCGACCUUUACAUCAGACGCAGAGAAGUAGUCUAUCAACGAUUCCUUUUUGUUGGACCUUAAAUAUAAACCUAAACUAACCUAUGCGGGAAAAGGACAAUAUUUCCAAUCAUUUCCUUUUGAAAAAUCUCAACCAUAUGUAGUGUUACGUGAUCCAAAACCACAUUUGUUCUUACAGCUUUCAAAAUAAUGAUAUCAUUCGGAGUGCGAAAAUUGGUCAACACAUGAAAUUCUACUGUCCAUCCUCUUAUUGGUCUGAAGAUUCGGAUGUAUUUGACGUUUACAUGGUUAGUUUUUCAAGUUCAUCACAAAUUUAAAGAAAAACAAAAAUGUAUUUCUUAGGUUUCAAAAUUGGAAUUUGCCAAUUGCAUUCUGCUUGAUGAUUCCAAAAUGAUUUUGUCUUGCCGGAAUGAACCAGUGAGUGAAACACAGUAGUUAUAGUUCUACAUAAUCAAAAAAAAAUAAUUUAGAAAUCAGUCAACAUUGUUUUCCGCGAGAUCAAUCCAAUUCCAGGUGGAGACAUUUACGAGAUUGGAAAAAGUUAUUAUUUCAUGAGUAAGUGAUGAUACUUUUUUUUUUCAAUUAUAAGAUUCUUAUAUAACUUUCAGCAACUUCAAAUGGAACGUACUCUGGGUUGAAAAAUAUUCACUAUGGAUUUUGCGGGGAAAAUAAUAUGCGAUUUCAAAUCGAUAUCACUGGCUCAAUUUUACCACCACAACGAGGAAGAGGCUACAACAAUAAUUUCAAUCUAAAAAUAUUUUCCAGUCAGGUUCAUUACCAGAAUAA
Caenorhabditis angaria is the source of this 1194-nucleotide messenger RNA. The record is from the annotation of a GenBank genome assembly. Lineage: Eukaryota; Metazoa; Nematoda; Chromadorea; Rhabditida; Rhabditidae.